AUGCACAAGACUCCAUUCGAGAUCUUCCACAACUACAAGCUAAGUGUCAAGCACAUGCGGGUGUUCGGUUGUCAGGUUUACAUACUGACACCGAAGGAGAAGCGGCUCAAGUGGGACCCCAAGGCUCGCACUGGGAUAUUCUUGGGCUACGAAGAAGCAUCCAAAGAGUAUCGCGUUUAUGACAUCGAGGCGGGGCAGGUGGUCAUCAGUCGCGAUGUCAACUUUGACGAGUCCGCCUUUGGACUUUCGCCGCCAACCACCGCUGGAGACGCCGAUGACGUUGACUUCGACUCCCUCGAUCUGGAUGAUGAAGCGCCAGGUCAAGCGCAGUACAAGCAAACAGGCAAGCGCAAGAGUCAUCCCUAUGAUGAAGGAGUACCAGCUCCACCCACGCGCACAGUGCGUCAACGGCCUGGACUAGAAGAAUCAAGUGCGCCAGACAAUCACGCGACCCACCAAGAAGAAGAUGAAGAAACAAAGAAUGCUGAUGCAUCAACUCCGCCUGUGUUUUGGCGUGCGAGUGCGAACGCCAUCGAAACAGCAGUGGACUUAUCCGAGCCAUCGAAUUUUGAAGCUGCGGUGAGCGGUCCUGAUCAAGUGCAUUGGCGCGAAGCUAUCCGUGCGGAACUUGAGUCGAUGCGACUUCGUGAAGUAUUCCUCGCAGCCAAGCUACCUAAAGGAUAUUGCGCCAUUGGCACGAAGUGGGUUUUCAAGAUCAAGCGCAAAGCGGACGGAUCAAUUGACAAGUACAAGGCGCGUCUUGUGGCAAAGGGUUUCAAGCAACAAUAUGGGAUGGACUACACGGAAACAUUCUCGCCUGUCGGUAAGUACGUGACGCUGCGCAUGGUGAUCGCAGUCGCCAAGUAUUUCGGAUGGACCAUCGACCAACUCGACGUGGUGACGGCAUUCCUGUAUGGUGUCAUGAUGGAAAAAGUGUUCUGCGUCAUCCCUGAAGGCGUGGAAUUGGAGGGCUCCUUCGAUUGUCUGGAGUUGGUGAAGGCAAUCUACGGACUAAAGCAAGCGUCGCGCGUAUGGAACGAAACGUUUGACGAGUUCGUGUGUCCUAUUGGAUUUCAAGCGUCAAGCCUCGAUCCGUGUCUCUACAUAAGGAUUGUGGAAGGGCAAUGCGUGCUGCUGCUGGUGUAUGUGGAUGACGUGUUGAUCACCGGUAGCUCAUGCGAGAUAAUUGCACGCACCAAGACCGACCUAAAGACACGAUUCGAGAUGACUGACAGCGGCAAGUGUGCAUUUGUGCUUGGAAUCGAGCUUUUGGACGGCUCAGAUGGAAGUGUGACACUAUGCCAGCGUCGGUAUGUAGAUGACAUACUCAAGCGCUUUGGCAUGGAUGAUUGCAAGGCCGUCGCAAGUCCAGUCGACAUGAGCUCUCGACUUGUUUCAAGUGAUGCAGCCACCAAGGUCGAUGCUCCUUUUCGCGAAGCUGUUGGUGUGUUGAUGCACCUGACCACUGCAACGCGCCCGGAUAUUGCGUUCGCCGUUGGCUAUGUGUCGCGAUUCAUGGAGAACCCCCAAAAAGAACACUGGGUUGCGGUCAAGCGCAUCUUCCGCUACCUACAAGGCACCAAGAUGCACGGAAUCUGCUACAAGCCAAAUGCGAAGAUCGACUUUCGUGGCUACUCGGAUGCAGACUGGGCCGGUGACCUCGCUGAUCGCAAGUCGACGUCUGGUUACGUAUUCAUGCUGUUGGGUGCGCCAGUGACUUGGGGCAGCAAGAAACAGCCAAGUGUUUCGUUGUCCACGAGUGAAGCUGAAUACAUCGCACUCAGCUUGGAGAUUCAAGAGGGCAAGUGGAUUUAUCGUCUGCUUUGUGAGAUCAUGAUGGCUGCCAAUGAAGAAGGACUGGAGCUCACGAUCCAUGAAGAUAAACAGUCGUGUAUCAAGAUGAAGAAGAACCCAGUCAACCACGGCCGUGCCAAGCACAUUGAUAUAAAGUACCAUCACAUCCGUGAUGAGGUCAAGCGCGGUGAAGUGAAGCUCAAGUACUGUGAAGCAGCGGUGAUGUUAGCGGACAUCGUGACGAAGGGACUUCACGGGCCACGCCACAAGGAGAUGACGGCGACUCUCGGGAUUUGUGCGUGUUCGCAUUGA
Peronospora matthiolae is the source of this 2106-nucleotide messenger RNA. The record is from the annotation of a GenBank genome assembly. NCBI's taxonomy places the organism in Eukaryota, Oomycota, Peronosporomycetes, Peronosporales, Peronosporaceae.